Messenger RNA from Annulohypoxylon truncatum, 666 nucleotides. RefSeq lists its product as uncharacterized. The annotation marks the transcript as partial. The record is from RefSeq and is a predicted model, not a curated record. NCBI's taxonomy places the organism in Eukaryota, Fungi, Ascomycota, Sordariomycetes, Xylariales, Hypoxylaceae. The transcript is spliced from 2 exons.
GAUGGAUCCGUCAACUACCUAUCCUAUAUACCUCUAUAGAGAACACUGCCCGCGACCAAAUACUUACUUACACUUAUAUACGCAGUCAACCGAUUUUAGCCGUGGAAGACUAAGGACCGACGUUCAGGAUACGUGGGUAAACCAUAUACGGUCCAUAGGAUAUUUGAUGGCGUCGCUCACAUUAAACGUUGUUCCAGAAGAAAAUCUAAGAUACGACUCAUCAUUACAAUUGAUAACGAAUGAGCAAGCGCAAAAGUUAUUUCCCGAACUGGCAAUCCCCCCGCAAGAAAUAAUGACCGAUGUUCCCAAUAUAUUGAUGGUAUCAACUGGCAUCGAUAAUCAAUUAAAGGAGCUUAUAGCACGAUGUUUAGCUGUUGAUAUCGCAGAUAUGCCGACUUGGCGAAACUUAGUACUUCUGUGCGAGGAUGGCUUUAAAUUCCGGAACCCUAGCGACAUUGAAGAUAUGCCGCAUGAUAGGGAGGAGGAGUUAAGGGAAGGGGGGGAUGCAGCGUUUGUACGAGAAUUUAUUCUAGAAGCGGAUGUAAACACUAGACAUAGCAUGCUAGGAGAGGAGAAUCGCUUCGGAGAAUGGAGUUGAUCUUGGAAUGGACCAUCUCGAAGACAAAGUGCUUACUUUGGAAGAUACCUACCUACCUACCUAAGUAC